AGGGUAGCCGUCGCGCUGUCCUCUAUGCCGGAACUUUUCUGGUCGUUAAGAUCGUAUUGGUACAGGAAAAUGGCUCCAGUUGAUAACCUUACGUGUGUCCUCCACGCGAAGGGGGAUAUGCGACUCGAGCAAACUUCCGUGCCUGAGCCCAAGGGAGGAGAGGUUCAAGUCAGUAUCAAGAGUACAGGAAUUUGUGGCUCAGACGUUCAUUAUCUGGUCCAUGGAGCCAUCGGCCCGUUCGUGGUCACUGAACCGAUGAUUCUCGGCCACGAGACUGCCGGCAUCGUGACGAAAGUUGGGCCCGAAGUCACCAAUGUCAAAGUUGGCGACCGUGUGGCAUUGGAACCGGGAGUCAACUGUGCGCAAUGUGCAGAUUGCCGCUCCGGACGCUAUAAUCUUUGUCAGAAGGUGAUUUUCUGCGCGACUCCUCCUUAUCAUGGGACCCUCAGGAGGUUUUACUGCCACCGAGCCGACCUCUGUUUCAAAUUGCCCGACUCACUUUCGUACGACGAGGGGGCUUUCAUCGAGCCUCUGUCUGUAGCGGUAAUGGCCUGCCGUCGAGCAGAUCUAAAAUUCGGAGAGAAAGUUCUUGUCACCGGAGCCGGGCCGAUCGGUCUGCUGAACUUCCUCGUGGCCAAGGCGUUCGGGGCCUCAACUGUGGUUGUGACAGAUAUAGUUGAGAGCAAAUUGGAGCUCGUACGGUCUCUCGGCGCUACCGGGACUGUUAACGUCAAAGGCAAAACCAGCGAAGCGAUCUCUCGGGAGAUCCUGGCAAUAACCGGAUCAGCCCCUGAAGUUACUCUCGAGUGCUCGGGCGUCGAGAGUUCGGUGGGCCUGGCUAUCAACGUCACUCGCCAGGGCGGCCGUGUCGUCAUGGUCGGUAUGGGACCGCCGCAGGUCAAGGUGCCUCUUGUAGAUGCAGUGAUCAAGGAACUCGACAUACGGGGAGUUUUCCGCUAUGCCAACUGCUACCCGACCGCGAUCGAACUCAUCGCCUCCGGCAAGGUUGACGUCAAGCCUCUCAUAACACAUCGCUUCAAGCUCGAGGAGGCCGCGAAGGCGUUCGAAACUACGAGAACAGGGGCCGGGAACGCGGUUAAGGUCAUUAUAGACUGCAGCAACUGAGCCAGAACCACCAUCGAGUUCUCCGCAGGCUGCUCGAGGCGAACGAGUCGGACUGAGCUUGAAAAGUUAACUCAACGAGAAAAACAAAGGAAUAAAAAUGCGGAUAAUUGGGA
Messenger RNA from Galendromus occidentalis (western predatory mite), 1238 nucleotides. RefSeq names its product sorbitol dehydrogenase. Gene Ontology annotation, biological process: D-sorbitol catabolic process. Bases 25 to 1125 code for a protein of 366 amino acids. Gene Ontology annotation, molecular function: L-iditol 2-dehydrogenase (NAD+) activity; zinc ion binding. The transcript is spliced from 9 exons. NCBI's taxonomy places the organism in Eukaryota, Metazoa, Arthropoda, Arachnida, Mesostigmata, Phytoseiidae. The record is from RefSeq and is a predicted model, not a curated record.